Drosophila obscura is the source of this 2244-nucleotide messenger RNA. RefSeq names its product beta-galactosidase. The record is from RefSeq and is a predicted model, not a curated record. The transcript is spliced from 5 exons. Gene Ontology annotation, biological process: carbohydrate metabolic process. Gene Ontology annotation, cellular component: vacuole. Bases 173 to 2095 code for a protein of 640 amino acids. Gene Ontology annotation, molecular function: beta-galactosidase activity. Lineage: Eukaryota; Metazoa; Arthropoda; Insecta; Diptera; Drosophilidae.
CGAUCAUUCCGAAUUCAGCUUUCAACCGAGACAGUCGCUGCGGUUCUCUACGGCCCUUCCCGAUCCACCUACCGCUUUCAACCGCGAUCGUCCUCAUUCUGUGCGCGUUCCACAUAAUAGAAUCAUAAGUGAGCUAUUCUAAUAUUUGUUAUCAGUGCUAUCAGUGAGCAAGAUGAAGCUCGGCCUGAUGAUCGUGGCGUCCCUGUGGGGCGUCGUUUCCCUAAUGGGAAAUGCAAAUGGGAAUCGAACUUUCACGGUUGACUACCCAAAUGAUCAGUUCCUGAAGGAUGGUGCCCCAUUUCGAUUUAUUGCCGGAUCGUUUCACUAUUUCCGCGCCCAUCCCGCCACCUGGCAGCGGCACUUGCGGACAAUGCGAGCAGCUGGACUCAAUGCGGUGACCACCUAUGUGGAAUGGUCGCUGCACAAUCCCCGAGAUGGGGCGUACGUCUGGACGGGCAUAGCCAAUUUGGAGCAAUUUAUCCGCCUGGCUGUGGCCGAGGAUCUGCUGGUUAUCCUCCGUCCUGGUCCGUACAUCUGCGCGGAGCGUGAUAUGGGCGGCUUUCCCUACUGGCUGCUCAAAAAGUAUCCGGGCAUCCAAGUCCGCACUUCGGAUGUCAAUUACCUCAGUGAGGUACGCAUCUGGUAUAGCCAGCUGUUUACCCGUAUGGAUCCAUAUCUGUACGGGAAUGGCGGACCCAUCAUAAUGGUGCAAGUGGAAAAUGAAUAUGGCUCGUACUUUGCCUGCGAUCUCAAGUACCGGACAUGGCUGCGCGACGAAACGGAGAGCCAUGUGAAGGGCCAUGCCGUGCUCUUCACCAACGACGGGCCCAGCGUUCUGCGCUGUGGGAGGAUCGAGAACGUUCUGGCCACCUUGGACUUUGGGGCCACCAAUGAUCUGGAAGAAACCUGGGCAAGGUUGAGGCAGUACCAGCCCAGGGGUCCUCUGGUCAAUGCGGAGUACUAUCCGGGCUGGCUGACGCACUGGACGGAGCCCAUGGCCAAUGUGAGCACGAGCUCGAUUACGGGAACUUUUAUAAACAUGCUGGACAGCGGAGCUAGUGUCAACUUUUACAUGUUCUAUGGCGGCACCAACUUCGGCUUCACUGCGGGCGCCAAUGAGAAUGGUCCUGGUAACUACAUAGCGGACAUCACCAGCUACGACUACGAUGCACCCAUGACAGAGGCCGGGGAUCCCACGCCCAAGUAUCAGGCUCUCCGCAAGAUCAUCGCCAGAUAUCUGCCGAUGCCCAAUGUGCCCGUGCCGGCACCCGUGCGAAAGCGUGCCUAUGGGACGGUGCGUCUGGCCAGCUGCUGCACACUGCUGGCCCCGGGAACACGCCAGAAGCUGGCCACGGGCACGGUGCAGGCUCCCAGGCCGAAGACCUUCGAGGCCUUGGGCCAGUACUCCGGACUGGUGCUGUACGAGACCUGGCUGCCCCGCUUCAAGCGAGAUCCGAGCAUCCUGAAUGUGGCCGGACUGGCUGAUCGUGGCUAUGUCUAUGUGGACAAUGAAUAUGUGGGAUUGCUGGCCCGGGAGACGCCCGUGUUUUCGCUGCCUCUCAGUGCCAGUGCGGGACGGCGUCUGCAGAUCCUGGUGGAGAACCAGGGCAGGAUCAACUAUGGCAGGCAGAUCAACGACUUCAAGGGCAUCACCAAGGAUGUGCGGCUGGACAAGCAACUGCUUGUCAACUGGAACAUGACCACAUUCCCACUGGAGUCGUACGAAAGCCUGGAGCAGCUCAUCACUCAGUCGACUGAGGCGGCUAGCAUGGGCUUCCAGGAGCUGAGGAAGCCCCAGCAUAUGCUCCGCUCGGGACCAGCCAUCUACUACGGCAUGCUCGAUAUUGGCCAGGAGACGGACCUGGCCGACACCUACCUCGACAUGUCCGGCUGGGGCAAGGGCAUUGUGUUCUUGAAUGGCGAGAAUCUCGGCCGCUACUGGCCUCUGGUGGGGCCACAGAUCACCCUCUAUGUUCCCAAGCCGGUGCUCAAAGUCGGCACGAACAGCAUAGUGGUGGUGGAGUAUCAACAGGCUCCUGCCUCCUCGGAGCUGCAUUUCCGGGACACGCCCAUCCUGAAUGCGAGAACUGGUUAGAUCUAAGGAUAUCCUCGGCAUGCACACAUCCCCCGUUCCAUACCCCAAACCCCAUACAUCAUGCAUCAUUUGUUAAUGUACAUUUAAAUGUAAAUUUAUGCGAUUUAAGCUCUUUGUGAGGCAUUAAAGCCAGUCUGUCUGUCUCGUCA